GUCAGCAUUGUGUGUCAUAAAAGUUGUCCCGUCCUUUCCAUUAGCCUCCAGCCUUUCUGCUGUGAACAAAAAAAAAUGACACAUUCUGACCUUUCCAACAACCCCAACCUCACCGUCUCGGAAGACUAGCCCGGGAUCGAGAUCUCCGUCUUGAGAGAGAGAGAGAGCGAGAGAGAGAGAGAGAGACCCACGCAGAUAGAGGGAGAACGUAAGAGACGAGAGAAAUUCAAUAAUGGGGUUCUUCACCUACACCAUGACUGGCACUGGAUUCAUUCUGAUUGGCGCUUGGGAGGCCCUCACGUCCUCAAAUUCAAUCCCUAAUCCUAACGAGUAUUCGUUUCCGUCUUCACCUCCCACUUCGAUUCACACACCACCGCAUGCUUCUUCGUCAAGACCCAAAAAGAACCAGUUUUCUUCGUCUAUGACCUUCAUCUCCAUCUCUGUCCUCUCCUUCUUAGUCAUCGUAAACUCUACGGUUUCCUUCUUUGAAGCGCUCAAUUCUAGUGACAAAGUCGGUUCGGUCCUUCAAUUACAAGUCCUCGCCAUGGCGUCGCUCUUUCUGCUGUAUUCGAUUACGGGUUUCUUGGUAAUUUUCACCAAUUCAAUGCCUCUGCCGUGUUCCAUUCUUAGUUUGAUUGGUCUUUUCGCUUUCGUCCAAGAGUUCUUGCUGUUUUACUUACAGAGGAAAGACCCAAGUGGAAUUGAGAACAGGUACUUUGAUCUGUUGCUUGUACCUAUAACUGUUUGUUUAUUCUCCACAGUGAUGGAAUUGAAAUCCCCGAAAUCGAACUACCCGAAAUUGGCUCGUGGGAUUGGAUUAAUUUUACAGGGUUCAUGGUUUGUGCAAAUGGGUCUCUCUUUUUACACCGAUUUGAUAACUAGUGGGUGCACUUUGCACGAAAAGAGUAGAGGGAAUUAUACAAUCAGGUGUAAGGGACACCCUGAGUAUCACCGGGCAAGAGCUAUCGCCACGCUUCAAUUUAAUUGUCACCUAGCUCUUCUUGUAACUUCGAUUGUGGGGGUGUACUCGAUUUUUGUGAGGAAAUAUGGAGUUCGUGGUGAUUUUACGCGGUACAGACCGCUCGGUGCAGAAAUGCGGCGAUUUGGAAAUGCACAAUUUACUUUGGAUUCUGACGAUGAUGUUGGUGAAGAAAUAAAGGAAGAGGACAGCGUGCAAAAGCAGGUGGGUGUUGUGGAAUCGGGUGUAAAUGGUUAUGGCACUCAUUAGUGAGCUAAAUACAGUCGAAGCUUUAGCUGGUGAACGUAUUGUGUCAAUUGGUUGUCAUUUUUUUAAUGUUGUUAGUGCGGUUUCCCUUUUGUGGAGAUGAAUUGAGAUAACGGUUCUACUGGAUUUCAUUUUUGUACAUUUGGUUCUAGUACUCUGUGUACAUUGUGCCCUUCAGUUCCUUGUAAUGAAACUCCAUCUUUCAUUCAUUCUAUCGCUUCAUGUGAUUUCCAUAAGAUUUGGAUAAAUAUAUUCAGAUGUGCUCGAGUCUAUGUGAAGUUCUUUCCGAAUAAA
Molecule: messenger RNA, 1519 nt
Organism: Carya illinoinensis
Lineage: Eukaryota; Viridiplantae; Streptophyta; Magnoliopsida; Fagales; Juglandaceae
Exons: 1
Coding region: 233-1228 (331 amino acids)
Source: RefSeq, a predicted model, not a curated record